AACGACGAGUAGGUACGGUUCUUACGCACUAUUUUUUGCCGCGUCGUCAUGAGUUCAAGCCUUUGAUUCCGGGCGCGCCAGCGCAAGAAAGGAGCAAACCUAUGUACUGCUGGCGCACAGCCGGGGGCUCGAAUCUACCUCUAUCGGGCGCGCAACCCAGAGCGCAUCGGGAGGAGAAACUGCGCCUGCGGUUAUCGCAUAAACCAACGGUUUAAAACAUCCGCUGAAGCGUAACCAAGUCGGAGAACGCUCGAAUUAUAGAUCUGUCCUGCUAAACGCGGGCAUCGCCAACUGAGUGUAGCACUACUGAUUGUACUAUGAGAUGGAGGAGGAGGGGGCGGCACGAUGAGGGGGGGAACAAGAGAAGGGGAAGCAAGAGGAUCGAGGGCAGAGAUGAGGAGGAGGAAGAGGAGAAGGAUCAGGCCCUAGGCCCUAGGCACCAGGCCUCGAGGCCGGCCCUCGGCGUGGCAUCACGCGUUGCCCUGGACCUGGUUAUGUUCCAUGCGUGGCCGCGGCCUCAUUGGCGCUCAGCUGCCGCAGACGCGACGGCUGCCAUGCCGCUGCCAGACGGGGAGGAAGACGUGCUGGCCUCGCCGGUGCCGCCCGCGGGCGUGCCGGCCUCGGCGCCGUGGCCGGUCGCGGCCGCGCUGCGCAGCCCUGGCGGCCGCCGCACGCGCUGCGUCGGCGCCGCCGCAGCCCGCUCCAGCGCCGCGCGCCUCGCCUGCUCCAGCGCGGCGCGCCUCGGGUGUGCGCCGAAGUCUACGGGGCUGCCGAAGAGCCAGUCGUCCGAGGGGGGGUUCUGAUCUUGGUUCUCGAGGGUGAAACGGCCAAAGCAGUGGGCGGCUGGUGCUCGUCCGCGCCGCGCGGAGAGCCCAUGCCGACGUGAGAAACUUCACUGCUUCGGUGCCUCGGAAAAAUCGUCCAGAAUCGGCUCGAGCCAGAAUGUCUUGAGACACAACGGGCCUUACACACCGUGCCGUAACGACUUCACGCCACGGGUGACGCGGGCCGUCAGCGAGGCACGCCACAUUGGAAACGAGGGCGCU
Molecule: messenger RNA, 1046 nt
Organism: Prorocentrum cordatum
Lineage: Eukaryota; Dinophyceae; Prorocentrales; Prorocentraceae
Source: the annotation of a GenBank genome assembly